UGUGUUCUGCUCGUCUGCAGGUGGAUCUGGAUUCUUCAGGAUCUGCUGGGAAUCGCCUUCUGCCUGAACUUCCUGAAAACCAUCAGCCUGUCCAACUUUAAGAUCUGCGUGAUUCUGCUCAGUCUGCUGCUGGUCUACGACGUCUUCUUCGUCUUCAUCACACCGUUCCUGACGCCGAAUGGAGAGAGCAUCAUGGUGCAGGUGGCUCUCGGCCCCGGCGCGGGAGGGAAGGGUGACAGCAAUGUAGUGGAGGUUCCAGGCGACAACACGUCCUCCUACGAGAAAUUGCCGGUAGUGAUGCGUAUCCCACAGUUCUCUGCGCUGGCUCAGAAUCUGUGCAUGAUGCAGUUCUCCAUCCUGGGCUACGGUGACAUCAUCAUACCAGGUCUGCUGGUGGCGUACUGCCACAGGUUUGACGUGUGGAUGGGAAACUCCAGAAGAAUCUACUUCAUCUCCUGCGCCGUCGCGUACGCUGUGGGUCUGGUGCUGACGUUCACAGUGAUGCUGCUGUCGAAGAUGGGUCAGCCGGCGCUGCUCUACCUGGUUCCCUGCACACUCCUGACCAGCGCCGUCCUCGCCUGCGUCCGCAAGGAGCUCACACACUUCUGGAGCGGCACCGGGACCUACCAGGUCCUGGACGAGUCUAGGAAGCCCUUAUUAUCAGAUGGAGACGCUGGUCACGCCGGCGGAGUGAGGAGCUGCUGAGAUUCUGACUGAUCUCAUCAUCAUCUUCAUCUUCAUCACUCAAUCACACUGGGACACUUUACUAAAACAUCAGACUGUCUGAAAAUUAUUCUUUAAGGGGCCUUAAAUAACCAGAUCAUCCUGCUGUUUUUUUGGUCUUUCACUUUUUUAUGCGAUAAUUUUUUAAUGUUGGGAAUAUUUGACAAAAGCCUCUCUUUCUCUGUAAUCGAAAUAAAUACAAAUCUGAAACCUGAA
This is a messenger RNA of Sinocyclocheilus rhinocerous, 939 nucleotides long. RefSeq names its product signal peptide peptidase-like 2A. The record is from RefSeq and is a predicted model, not a curated record. Gene Ontology annotation, cellular component: lysosomal membrane; cytoplasmic side of endoplasmic reticulum membrane; lumenal side of endoplasmic reticulum membrane. Gene Ontology annotation, biological process: membrane protein proteolysis. The transcript has 9 exons. NCBI's taxonomy places the organism in Eukaryota, Metazoa, Chordata, Actinopteri, Cypriniformes, Cyprinidae. Gene Ontology annotation, molecular function: aspartic endopeptidase activity, intramembrane cleaving. The annotation marks the transcript as partial.